AGUACAUCAUUCAAGCAACGGAUGCGCGCAUUAACAACUACUCCAGGCAAAUCUGUAGGGCGUGCAUCGUUGGUUGCCGAAAAUCGCACGACGGACCCAAGUGUAAGCGUCUUUCGGGAUUACCUCCUUGAGAGGAUAGCUACCGAUCUGAAAGUUUUGCUGGAAAAUGGUUGGAUUAGCGAUGUAGACACAGCAAUUGGUCUCAUUAGGAAGCAGGUUUUGUCGCCGGCAACCGGAAAGGACACAUCACGUAAAUUCGGGUCUGAGCCAGGUGCUCCUGAAAAUAUUUCAAAUGCAACCGGUAACUCAGUUCGCAACAUGCGCGAUAACGUUGACAGUUCUGCUGCUUCGACCCCACCACUCCCGGCGCGAGCAAACUCUGUAACAGGGUUCACGAAAGGGCCAGAAAAACCGCCAAUACGACACUGCUCCUCUGUUACCGAUGUGCUCAAACACUCUCCUACGCCCUUCCCGUGCACUGAUGCCUCCACUGUGGUGUGCAUUAAACCUUUCAACAGCGACGUGGCUGGAGAUUUACGCUUGAGGGUGGGAGAUGUCGUUGAGAAUGUGGAAGACGUGGACCCAAAUUGGUAUAAAGGAACUCUCAAUGGGCAAAGUGGAAUAUUCCCGAAAACAUUUGUGGAAUCAAGGACAAGACCGGUGCCUCCUCUGCCUUCCGCCCCACCUCUUCCCAGCCGGCCUCCCCAGACAAAACCUGCUUCACCUCCCAGGCCAGCAUCUUCCUCAGUGACCUCUCCAUUAACCCCGGGAGGAUGGUUUUAUAUACAAUGUCGUGCAAAUUCGAACGUUUUCAGUGUUGAGGCUAAUUCCCUUGCAUCUGGCGCGCUGAUCAACGUCCAGCCCCAACAUGCGGCAGAUGCCCAUCCCGCAACUAUUGGUAAUCAGCUCUUCCGUUUCGAGAACGGGUUUCUUAUAAACAAGCGGUCCAACCUUGUCUUGGACACCAGUGGAAGCGAGUUGAGGCCUCGUGCACAACUAGUGCAAGCUGACAAGAAAGAAGAUCGUGAGAGUCAGCACUGGGUGCUUGGCACCGAUGGUUCUAUUCGCAACAGUGCACGGCCGCAAUUUGUUUUAUUAGAAGAUCUGGGUUCAGUCAUUGUUUGGGAGGAUGACGGAACGCUAGGUCGUGGAGCAAGCGUUUGGAAAGUUACCACCAAUGUUUCAAAGCCGGCUGCUGCACCAGCGAUACCCGCUACACCUGCUGCGCCAGCAGCGGUCCCCGCUCAAGCUGAACCGGCAAAGAAAGAAACGCGAUCGGACAGAUUCACCGACACUGUUGUUACAGGCGUUGGUGCGGGAUUUGGGCUUACGGUGGGCCACCGUAUUGCUGAUCGCUUGUUCUAAAAGUAACUGGUGGGCUGGUGAAAUUUAUUACUCAUUUGUAUUUCAAACAUUUGUAUUCCAAACAUUGCCGUAAGCAAAUACACUGUUUAGCAUGGGUCAG
Molecule: messenger RNA, 1465 nt
Organism: Spizellomyces punctatus DAOM BR117
Lineage: Eukaryota; Fungi; Chytridiomycota; Chytridiomycetes; Spizellomycetales; Spizellomycetaceae
Exons: 6
Coding region: 22-1365 (447 amino acids)
Molecular function (GO): protein binding
Source: RefSeq, a predicted model, not a curated record